AUGGAUGUAGAUGACAAUGGCGCAAAGUUUUUUGGCAUGAAUAAAUAUGAAAAUUACAUAAAUCAAAAAAAACCCAAAGAAAAUAAGAACGGCAUUUCAAACGGAAAGGGGGAGGACAUAGAUCGCGCCACUGGAGAAUACGAUAAGAUUGACGCACACGAGGAGAAUGACCAGUCGUACGAAGGAUUCGUCACCAUUUCAGACCAGUCUUCAUGUGUGAGCUCCGUUUACAGAAACGAUUAUUAUGAUGACGAUGAGGAGGAGGUGCAGGAGGAUGAGGAUAAGGAUGGGGAUGAGCAAAAUGCCAACCGUGCCGAUGAAGACGAAAAGUUUAACUCCGUGAAUGGGACCAACCGGUCGAGCUCACCCUAUCACCCCCACAGGAACGUCAAAAACAGUUCCGACGACUCCAUGUCAGAUGAGGAAUACGCAACGUAUAUAGAUCAGAAGGAAAAGUAUGUGAAUAAAAUUCUCAACAGAGGGGACACCAAUAGUUACGAAGACAACGAUGCUUUCUUGGAAUCGCUCGAAAAGCCAGGGAAAAAUUUGGGGAAGAAAAGCAACUGGAAGAGGCUUUUUUCCUUCAGCAAGAAUGGCCACCCAGCGGAGAGAAACGAAGGGAUUAGACCCUCCGAGCGUAGCGAACCCGUAGAGAAGGCGGCUCGUUACGGGGAAGCGGACAGUGAUCAACCGAAAAGUGCAAGUUGCGCGAAUGAGAGUUCGCCGCAGGGGGAGGGCAGUUCGGGCGAUCCUCGCGAUGGUAGCAGUGAUAACCACACGGGUGGGAACUCCGAUGCGGCGCGCGAGGGGGACGAAGGAAAAGGCGGUAAAAACGGUAAAGAAGAGGAGGAGUGUAAAGACGGUAAAGAUGACAAAGAAGACGAAGACUGUAAAGACGGUAAAGGCGGCCAAAACGACGAUGAGGACGAGGAAGAGGACGACCUGUACUCCGUCAUCAGCGGGUCCGAGGGGGACAACGAAAUUUUCCUCGCCACGCACAGAAGCAACAACGCGGGCACGGCGGCCCCACCAACAGAAGCCCAGCGGCAGGAUAGAGAAAUCCCCAGGAAGGAGGAACACCAAACAGGUGCGGCCCCUGCACCUAGGAGGAUUAAAUUCGAAGACGAAAUAGUGCAAAGCGCCGAAGCGGAUAAAGGGACGACGCCGAAUAAAGAGGAACGGCGGGAUGAGAAGAAGGAACAAAUUGCCGCCUCCCCUCGAAGGGCUAACACUACUCUGAGCGAACAGGACACCAAAAAGAGACACAGGGAAAAGGAGAAACAUUUUCAAAAUAAGAAAAAUUACGAAUUUAAAAAACUUGUGUCGUCCACCAUUAAUACGUGCCACCCGAAAAUUAAAAGCGCAAAUGAUACGGAGGAUAUUCUGCGCAACAUGGAAAAAAUUUCCCAAAUUGUCAUCCUGGAUGAUAGAAGGAGGGGAAGCGGCGCCAACGAGUCGGAGGAGGAGGAAGAGAGCGCCAACAGCCUCUACGACGAUGUGGAUAACAUCCUGGACGACCGGAAAAAAAUCUACAUGAAGAAAAAAAAUGAAUACCUUAUGAGGAAGACCCAAAGGGAUGGCUUCACGGACACGGCGGAGAAUAAAAAGGGGUCACAAGAAAGCGGCACGGGGAACCCAACCGGUGAGCAAAAAAGCAGCGCCGGGAGGACCACCCCCGCUGAGGCCAAAGCUGCAAAGGCAGAGGGAGAGGCAGAACGAACCGAUUUCAUGUACUACCUAAAUCACGACAUGAUAGAGCUGAAUGAAAAUGUGUUCAAAUUGUACCACGGGACCUGCGACUACACCCACCGAAACCUGUGCGCAAGGAACAUCAUCAACAUCGUGCCCCACCUGCACAACAUAUAUGAGCGUAAAAAUUUGAGCUACAUAAAGGACUCGCCAAAUUUUCAAGAAGUAUACAGGGUUGUCCCCGAGUGGAAGAACUCCUUCGAGAUGCUAAACAAAAAAGCGCAACAAGACACAGAGGAUAUGAAAAAUGUGCUCAGAAGGAUCGAGAACAUCCAAAAUGAUUUGGACGAAUUGGGGAGAGAUCUCACAGAAGAUAAAAAAGAAUUUGAAAAUAUAAAAUUCGAAACGGUGCAACACGAAUCGAUGAUAACCAAUUUGGAAAAGAAAAGUAAAACACUCAUCAAGGGAGUACUCAAAUUAGAUAACAUGUCCUUUAAGUUAAAAAAAAUACAUAACAUCACUACAAAUAAUAUGAACAAUUUUACCAUUGUGGAGUAUGUAAAUAGGUUGCUAAAAUAUAUGGAUGGUGCUCUCACCGAUUAUUCGCAACUCUUUUCAGAGGAGAAGACGAUGGACAUUCUGCGAUUCCAGCCGAUAGAUAAUGUGUAUAACUUUCUCACAAACACAGAUGAUGAGUCCUGCUUCAUUAUGAGUCUCCUGAGAGAGGAGCUAAAAGACAUGAUACUGGAGAAGAAAGAGCAAAUGCAAAAUAUUAUCAGGAGGACCACGCUAUACAAUGCGUACGAUACGAACAGCUACAAGGAGCACAUCACCAACACGCUGAAUAAACAGACGCUAAUUAUAAAUCGGCUAAAGUGCAACAUCCACAGUAAUGUAAUUUUGCUCUUCCAAAUGUAUGAAAAGUUUGCGAAAAAAAAUUUGAAAGUUGUAAAAAUUGGGGAAAAUCAAAUAAAAAAUUACCUAAAUGAGGAAACGAAAGCGUCUUACAUUAUCAAAUCUGUUAAUGAUAAUAAUAAAAAAAUCUCCAAAUAUUUUAACUGCAUUAAUUUUACUCGGAACAAACCAAUUAUUCAUCCCUUCUUUAUACACUUCUGUUUAAGUGACAAUUUUGUGCAUCAUUUUAUUACCUUCAUUUUGGAUCCCCUACCGGAUGAUCACCAGAAAAAUUUCCUACAGUAUUGUUCCGUGCCUGGUUUUAAUUCCCCAUUAUUUGUUGAAAAAAUUGUUAAACUGUACAGGCAGGAAGAGCAAUUUACCAAAAGUGACACGACGUAUGACUUUAGGUCUGCCUACUCUAGAAUUAUCCUCCCCGAUUACCCAAACGUUUGUAAUAAUUCCUACCCUAAUCAGCAGUACGAACGAUGGAAUGAAGAAAACCAGUACUUGAUAGCUUUGAAAACGGCCUCGGAUUGCUGCUUCAAAUCGCUGCUAGAGAACAACCAAUUUGAUCACCUCUCCUCCAUGGACUCGAAUAACGCCUUCAAUUUGUUUCACUACAUACCGGAAGCGAUAACAAAUAUGAGCAGCGGUUCGGCUGUUCCUAAUCAAGCGAGCUACUCCCCCCUUCAUAGUAACAACAAUUUCAAUUUCAGCAUGAGCAGCGGUGGUCCCCUCUCCUUUGGAAUGGCAAACUUUGGUGCUUCCAACAAAUUCGGGCUCUCUUCCUCAUUUGCUAACAACAGCAUGAUGGUGAAUAACGGCUCCGCGCUCGGUAGCAGUGCUAGCGGGAUGUUUGCGCGGAGUGGCGGAAACCCCUUUCCCGCUUGUGCUUCUUCCCCGGCUGGGGUGUUCGGCAGUUUUAAUGCAGCCCCCACGACGAGUGGUAUGAACCAGUUUGGAGGUCCCUCCCAGUUUGGCAGCCCGAGCAACACGUUUAACCCGAGCAGCGCCAGCUCUCUGAGCGUGAGCGGAUUUAACCAAAACAGAAGCAACUCCUUCGUUGGGGGGAUGCUGGGAAGUGCCAACUCGGUGGCCACUGCCGGCAACGCGACCCAGCUGGGAGGCAGCUCCAGCAUGUUUGGGGGCGCUGCGAAUACUUCAGCUGGCAUGUUCGGAAGUAACUUCAAGCCGGGCGUGGCGAGCAGCAUGUUUGGGAAUAAUCCAGCCGGCAAUGUAAGCGGUAAUGUAAGCGGCAAUCUAGCCGCCAGUCUAGCCGCUAAUCAACCCGCUAACCAACCCGCUAACCAACCCGGCGGGGGGGCGAGUAACCUGUUUGGAGCCGGCGGAAGCGCGAGCAGCGGGAACUUCUUCAACAGCGGUAGUGGCAGCGGGGCGUUGGGAAUGUCAACCAACACGGGACUGUUUAACCAGGGCAGCAGCGCCAACACGAAUUCCCCCCUCUUCGGUGGCCUCUCCUCAAGCAGUGCAAACAUGGCGAAUGCGCAGUUCGCGAAAAGCGGGCAAAUGGGCUCAAGUAAUUUAUUCAACAGCGGCCCCAGCGCGGCGGCCGGCAUGGGCAUCAGCAGCCUAAGCAACAACAGUGGCAACAUGUUCGGCUCGCUUAACAAUCAGUCCAACACGAACAUGUUCGCUAGUAACAAUAAUAGUGGCACCCCCUUCGGAAAGAACUUCUCCACUGGGAGUGGCUCUCAACUGAAGGAUAGCAUGUUCCCAUCCGCUCAGCCAUCCAGCAGGAACCAAAUGAUGAGUAGCAAUUUCUUUUCCGCAAAUAAGGACAUGAUGAGUACGGCGACGAAUAGUGGCUCUUUUUUUUCGAACACUACGGGAAACACCCCCACAGGUGUGAAUAGCGGCGCGUCUGCAUUUGGAAGUAAGCAGAACUUUGGCACGCCCGACAUGAUCUCUGGAGGAAUGAACUCAAGUCAUGCCAGCCAAAGUGGAAACCUCUUCAAUAGGGGUGGCAUGUAUGAUGGCCAAAUGUCAGCCGUUCCUGGGGCCACCACCUUUAACAACCUCAGUAGCAACAGCGGUAGCAGAAUGGACAAUUCCCUUUCCGCCAACAAGUAUGGGAACUACUUCCAGAAUAAUGGCCCCUCCAAAAGCAACAUCUUUGCUGCAGGGGCGAAUAACCUCUCAAGCGGCAGCAACACCAGCCUGUUUCAAGCCAAUUCGAGCAAUAAAAAUAGCCACAUGUUUAGCAACCCCGGUAGUAACAACCCCCCCAUGGGAAGUAUGUUCGCCAGCAGCGUCGGCAGUGGCAACGUGGGCGGUGGAAACCUCAGCAGCUUAUCCUAUAACAACAGCGGCAAUAGAAAUGCCAUGAGCAACCUGCUGAGUGCCCAAAAUAACAGCCAGUUCAGAUCGCCCCUAGGAAUGAUGGGCGGAAACAACCCCCCCGCCAACAACAGUAAUAACUUGUUCCUGCCUAACCACAAUAAUUCCUCCUUCAUGUUCCCAAAUCAAAAUAAAGGAAUAAGUAACCCCACGACACAUGAAAAUAAAUUGUUUCAAAAUGCAGGUAGCAGUUUUCUCGCCAACAACAAACCCGGAAUGGCAUCACCGUCCAACAUGUCCAGCAUGUCCAGCAGCUUCUUUCAGAAAAGCACCUGUUCUUCUCUCAACCAGAGCAAAGGUUCCAUGCCAACGUUUGGCAGCAGCAGCAACCCCGGCAACUUCGGGCUGGUCAACCAUAACGCCGGCAUUAUGGGCGGCAACAUUGGUGGCAGCAUGGGUGGCAACAUCGGUGGUAGCAUCAGUGGCAACGUCGGUGGUAGCAUCAGUGGCAACAUCAGUGGUAGCAUCCCCGGCAGCAGCAAUGUUAACCGGUUCCAGCAGAACAGCUCGUCUAACUUCCCCUCAGCCUUCAGCCCCUCUAACAAGGGCAACACCAUCUUUUCGAGGUAA
Plasmodium vivax (malaria parasite P. vivax) is the source of this 5514-nucleotide messenger RNA. RefSeq lists its product as hypothetical. The record is from RefSeq and is a predicted model, not a curated record. NCBI's taxonomy places the organism in Eukaryota, Apicomplexa, Aconoidasida, Haemosporida, Plasmodiidae. The coding region runs from base 1 to 5514 and encodes 1837 amino acids. The transcript has a single exon.